Molecule: messenger RNA, 1444 nt
Organism: Vitis vinifera (wine grape)
Lineage: Eukaryota; Viridiplantae; Streptophyta; Magnoliopsida; Vitales; Vitaceae
Product: ras-related protein RABC2a
Exons: 6
Coding region: 355-1023 (222 amino acids)
Molecular function (GO): GTP binding; GTPase activity
Source: RefSeq, a predicted model, not a curated record
UCCAAAUCUAACGUUGAUAUUAUUUGUUGGUUGGAUCGUAAAUUUUCACAUAUGAGAAAUAAUUGAGAAGGAAACAAAAGAAAAAAGGACAAAAGCAGGCGCGUGACGUGGGUGGGGCUGGGGUGGAGAAAAUAGGACAUUUGUCCGAUGUUUUGAAUUUAUUCCAUUUGAAAAUCAAAGCCCCAGUCCAUGCACACUGCGCCAACUUCCACCGCUGUCUCACAUUCCACAGGGGGUCGGGAAACUUCCCAUUUUGUUUUCUCGAUUCCCAGUUGUCCUUCUUCUUCUUUGUUUCUUCACAUACUACCACACCACUGAAAGGACUUGGUGGGGUGGGGGGUGUGUGUUAGGUGAAUGAUCCACAUGGGUUCUUCUUCCUUGGGUAGAGGUAAAAACAGUUAUGAUUGCUCUUUCAAGAUCUUGUUGAUUGGGGAUUCUGGCGUUGGCAAGAGCAGUCUUCUCCUUAGCUUUAUCUCCGGCUCUGUCCAUGAUCUUUCCCCCACCAUUGGAGUUGAUUUCAAGAUUAUGCUGCUCACAAUUGGUGGGAAAAGAUUGAAGCUUACAAUCUGGGACACAGCUGGACAGGAGAGGUUUGGAACAUUGACAAACUCUUAUUAUAGAGGUGCACAUGGCAUUAUUCUAGUUUAUGAUGUAACAAGGCGAGAAUCCUUCACAAACUUGUUGGAUGUUUGGGCAAAGGAAGUAGAGCUCUACUCCACUAAUCAUGAGUGCAUCAAAUUUCUAGUUGGCAAUAAAGUUGAUAGGGAUUGUGAAAGGGCUGUUACUAGAGAAGAAGGAAUGUCCCUCGCACAGGAGCAUAAAUGUUCAUUUCUUGAAUGCAGUGCGAAAACUAGAGAGAAUGUGCAGCAAUGCUUUAAAGAGCUCACCUUAAAGCUUUCAGAUACUGCAAGUACCCAGUUUAUUGGAACAAGGAUCACGAGUGGUGGAGAGACAAACAUUGAUGCAGAAAGAAUUAUACCAGGAAUCUCCUCGCAGUUGUUGCUUUUAAUCAAAAUGCUUUGAAAUAGAGGUAGAAUUAAAACUACAGCUCAGAAAUCCCUAGGCAUUAGCAAUAAUGGCAGUCGAAUAUCAGAUCCUUCUGACACCAUUCAUGAUAACUUGGUGUAGAUGGCAACAAUAGUUCAUAAAUCUUAUUUUGAGCCUUUAUUUUUUGGUUUCUAGCUAUUAGGAUUUGGGAGAAUACUUUGCAGCCAGGGAGAUGAGUUAUUGGGUUUAUGUAAUGACUCGUUUAUGUGAAUCUGUUUCUUUUAUUUGUUUGUAUCUUCUCCCAAGGAGGUGCUGCCGUUAGAAUGACUUUGGGUAGGUACAGAAAAAACCAGUGAAAAAUGUUUUGUAUCCGAAGUGACUUGUAGCAUAUGUGUCCAAAACAUGAGAUGUAUAGACCAUGCCUUGAAACAAGAAUUUGUUUGAUGUUUGUAUUCUA